AUGAGGGAGAAGCAGGAGAGCGGGCGGCGGCGGGGGGGGGGCGAGGGUCAUCCGUCGGGGUUGGGGUCGCCUUGCCGCCCGUUGGAGGGGCUCCCGGCCCUGCCCCGGGGGCUCAGCGGCCUCCUCAACUCCAGCGGGGGGUCGUGGCGGGAGCUGGAGCGGCUCUACAGCCAGAGGAGCCGCAUCCAGGACCAGCUGGGCCCGGCCCCAAAGCCCCCCAGAAGGCCCGCCAACCUCGACUCCGCCCUGGCCGUGCUCAGGAAAGAGAUGGUAGGCCUGCGCCAGCUGGACAUGUCCCUGCUGUGCCAGCUGUGGUCCCUGCACGAGUCCAUCCAGGACUACAAGACUCUCUGCCACGACAUGAGCCUCUGUCAGGACAUGUCGGCCUCCCUGCACUCGGACGGCUCCUACCCCGCCGACCCCGGUUUCUCCGACGACGAGGACGAGGAGGAGGAGGAGGAAGAGGAGCCCCCGGACGCCGGGCUCCCCCGGGACCCGCCGCCGCUCCGCGUGCCGCAGACUCACAAUGCUCGGGACAAGUGGCUUCAGGACUCUUUCCACAUCACCAUCUGAGGGGAGGCGGCUCCCCACCCCUUCUCCCGAGCCCCCGGCUCCAGGCUGCCCACUCCCACCCACGUUGGGCGGCCGGGAAGCUGAGGGUUUUUCCCACCCCCUGUCUUCCCUCCCCUCUUGCAGAGUAUCCUCAAGAAGCUUCGCCUUUCUCAAGACCAGUUUAGGUCGGGAGAGCAAAGAUCAAGGCUUAGACUCCUUCCUGGGGGAGGCCUUCCUUCCCUCACCCGCUAAUAUUUUUCUUUCCCCCCAGCCACUUCCGCACACAGCUCUGCGAGGCAUCUAACUCUGGAAUGGGAGCGUCACAGCUAAUAGGAACAGCCAGCUUCCUCCUUGGCACCCCAAGCAGAGACAGCCCGAGUCCCAUCUUCAAUCCAGCCUGGGCCGUCUUCCCCAGUACCCCUCCCCGGAUGCCCAAAAGGCUGCCGAUUCCGGGGCAGUGCAGAUUCUGGGGCCUUGGCAAAGAUCAAGGCUUAGACUCCGUCCUAGGGGAGGCCUUCCUUCCCUCACCCGCUAAUAUAUUUCUUUCCCUCCAGCCACUUCCCCACACAGCUCUGCCAGGCAGCUAACUCUGGAAUGGGAGCGUCACAGCUAAUAGGAACAGCCAGCUUCCUCCUUGGCACCCCAAGCAGAGACAGCUUGAGUCCCAUCUUCGAUCCAGCCUGGGCCGUCUUCCCCAGUACCCCUCCCUGGAUGCCCAAAUGGCUGCCGAUUCCGGGGCAGUGCAGAUUCUGGGGCCUCGGCAAAGAUCAAGGCUUAGACUCCUUCCCGGGGGAGGCCUUCCUUCCCUCACCCGCUAAUAUUUUUCCUUCCUCCCAGCCACGUCUGCACACAGCUCUGCCAGGCAGCUAACUCUGGAGUGGGAGCGUCACAGCUAAUAGGAACAGCCAGCUUCCUCCUUGGCACCCCAAGCAGAGACAGCCCCAGUCCCAUCUUCGAUCCAGCCAGGGCCGUCUCCCCCAGUACCCCUCCCUGGAUGCCCAAAAGGCUGCCGAUUCCAUGGCAUUGCAGAUUCUGGGGCCUCGGCAGAUGAGAACAGUUCCCUUACCCUUUCCGAGCCCCUCAGGAAUCCUCGGGGUCUGGGGGAGGACUGUCCCAACCGAUGGCCAAGUCCCCUCUUUUCCCAAGGCCCCUUCUACUGGAAUGGGCCGGGACCUGGCCCCGAGAGACACGGGGGCCACGCUGGAGAUUUUCAAAUAUCGAGUUGCCAGUCCUGGGGACCCCACGAAUAAAUAUUCUCCGCUCUGAG
Messenger RNA from Tachyglossus aculeatus (Australian echidna), 1819 nucleotides. RefSeq names its product family with sequence similarity 89 member B (gene FAM89B). NCBI's taxonomy places the organism in Eukaryota, Metazoa, Chordata, Mammalia, Monotremata, Tachyglossidae. The coding region runs from base 1 to 573 and encodes 190 amino acids. The record is from RefSeq and is a predicted model, not a curated record. The transcript has 3 exons.